AGUGAACAAGGGGGGAUUGACUUUCGUACAUACGAGAAUCUUACCAGUCUCACAGCACCCUUCGGGACCACAAACACCCCAGUGAUUGGAACGAAAAUUAUAGGAGGUGUACAGGUCCCUGUCAUUGAACACCUUUCUUCCAGUCAGGAAAAUGGCAGUUUUGGAAUCGGCAUCACAAAGCUGACUGACAUAGCAGACAAGCCAAACAAUGUCAACCCAGACCUUCUGAGACGGGGUGCCCGUACCUACUUCAGCGCUCAGCAGCCUAAGGAUGACUUUGAGCAGGACAAUUUUCAAUCACACCUGCAUGGUAAGCCGACCUUUCAUGGAAGAAAUCGCCCCGAUUCAAAGUCUUUGACACGAGGAUGGAAGGUAGAUGCUCUUCAAACCAAUAAAAACAAGAACCAGCUGUCCACUAUUUUUGAACCAGAGAUGGGAAACCCAAACGCUUUACAAUUGGAAACGGAAUAUGGCGACAAAUAUAUGAUGGAUGGAAAAGAUGAAAGGCCAUUAAGUGAUCAACACAAAAUGAAACCAAACGGACGGAUGUAUGAUUCUGCUGAGUUCCCAAAAGCUCUCAGUGAUAUAGGUCCACCUCCUGUCUCAAAGGAAUACCAAAUAAGCCAGCAUCCUGCCAAAGAUUCGUUUGCAAACUCACAUCCAUAUAUUGACCACAGUGAACAGACACCACGGACUGUGCUUAACGAGGAGCGCAAUAGACUGUUAAAGUAUUUGUGGAGUGCAAACCAUGGCACCCUCCCUCAGAGACCUAUCGAGCUCUCACUGGUGGAGGAAGAGAAGUUAGGGCACAUUGUUAGUGUGGAAUUGGAUGGUGUACCAAGGAAACGACUUGACAAGGUUCAUGCCGAUGUCAUUUCAGCGGACUGGGCACAAAAUGGCACAUGUGCUCUGGUGGCCAUGAAAAAAGCUCUGGAAGCAAGUCAGAUACGUUUAGACCCAGAUACAGUGCGAUUGGUGGCAGCUAAGUUUGUUGACCGUAAUCAGAAUGGAUGGAUAUUUUAUCGGGAUUUUAUUAGAUAUCUUAAGAAAUUUUUGCCUAAAGAACCACAGAGCAAUUUUGAACAGCGGUUCCAAAGUCAUCCCAGCUCCCCGAUGGAUGACCUCAACCCACAGAUACAUCGGACAUUCGGAAAAACAUUACAGAUUGCCAAACAACAACUAGCUGAUCAGCAUAUCAGAUUAAACCUAUCUGCAAUAAGGAAGGAGUUUGAAAUGAAAGAUAAGCCCUUUAGAGGUCGUCUCUCUGAGUCUGAGAUCUUUGAUGUGAUAUACAAAUACAAUGUAACACUGCCGAAGGAUGUAUUUAGAGACCUUCUCAACAUGAAAGGACGCCGGCCAGUUGAUGGACAGUAUGACUGGCAGGCCUUCCUCAGUGUCCUUGAGAUGAUUCAGGCUGAUGCCACUGGUUUGGAACUCCCACGCAGCAAGCGACCACUGGAGUAUGCCAAGCCCACACUAGAGACGUACGAGUCCUGGCCUAGGAGCACUCCUCGCAGGGACAACCAACCCUACGACGGUUACCGACAGCAAACCGACCGGCAAACUGAGGAUAACUGGCAACGUGAUGGCUACCAACCCUCAUUCAGCAAUGGAGACACAUAUAAUCAGGUGUAUAAUGGAAACACAUCUCACAGACGGGAACCAUCGCCGAGCCGCGCUCAACAGAUGACGUAUAGAAAUGAUGACGUCAACUCUAGAUACCCACCCAUAGGCAAAUAUACCCCUACACAGUCACCCCGACAGUUGCAGGAAGAGAUUGACAAGAUGGAAAAUGAAAUUAAGGCAUUGCAAGACCGAAAUGAGGAGAUAAUUCACCAUAAAAAUGAGGAAAGACAGGCACUUGUAGCAGCCAUCACAAGUCUAGGGAAAAGCCUAUACGGGAUUGACGAGAUGAGAUACCGGUCAUCAGGUCGAGUUCACAUGACUGAAGUGGUGGAAGAAUCGCUCAAACAUAGACUACCACUUCCUCAGCGAUUUUUGGAGGAUGCCGCUGACAAAUGCAGGAAUGCCAAAGGAAUGGUAGACAUUCAGAAAUACCUCGACCUGAUCAAGGCGCUGGUCAUCACUUAAUCAGUUGUUACCUUGGAAACCAGUCUCCAUGGCAACAAACACUCAUUGUUAUUGAAGAUCUGUGAUAUCUACACCUCCGUCCACUUCUCAUGCAGCCCAGUUGAGGCCAACCUCACAUCGUACUUUAAGUCCAUAGUUAAUUUAUUUGAAAUGUAUGUAGCAAAUUAUAUCAACUUUAGUCAGCAUUUGUAGUGAAACUUUCAGCUAACUCAAUGUUUUUGAUGGAAAGCAAAUAACUUCUGAAAUCAGUGUUAAAGAUAGGGUAGUGAUGCUACUUCGUAAUAGAAUCUUAUCAGAUUUUCGUGCUAAAGGAUAAGCAUUUACCAAGUGAUGUUUUCACAUGAAGAACUUUUUUUUUUUUCUAGUUGAAAAAAUAUUGAUAUUGAACCAUUUGUAGAAAAAAAAGACUUAUAAAGAGCAAACACAUUGUGACAUUUCUGUAAUUAUUUCUGUAUUGUGAUGAUACGAUACAAUUAUUCACUAAACUUUAAUAUAAUGACUACGAUAAUUCACUAAAUUUACCAUGGUGACACAACAAUUUAUCGUAAAUAUGCACUUUAUCAAUAUUUGUGAAAUUCUGUCAUAACAGUGCUACUUUGUUUGUGUUUCGAAAUUUACUCAAACUGAAUUACGUCCAAUGUUCUUGAUGAAAUCUAUUAUGAUCAUGUAUUUAACAUUUAACUGAUAUCCCUACAUUUUAUUUGAGGUGAAUACUGUGAUUCUUUACCUACAAAUAAACACUAAGUCAUCAUAGGUAUGCCAAUUAGGAAUUUUCCUACAGUAUAGACAUUAUAUAACAAGUUCAAUAUGAAAGGAAGCCAGAAACGUUUUUCAAAAAAUUAAAUAUAAGACAUUUUAGAAUUAUCAAAUUGAUAUUAAUGUGAUGCAAAUUAUUGUUGUUAUAUAAAUCUUCAAACGUUGAUUGUGUUGGUGAGAGUUUGGAUAGGAAUUUGGUAAACUUUUUCGUAAUUCAUGUUUGAAAUCGUUUAUGUGGAAGGGAGACAUUUUGUGUUUGCUCUUUUCAUUUUUUCGAUGAGCCCCUAAAGAGAAUUAUCAUAACAAAAUAUGUUACACAGUAUUUCGUAACAUUUUCGACAGGUAGAAAAUACUUUUAGUAUUUAUUGUAAUAAUAAGGUUACCAAGUCAUUGAGGACAUCAUUGUAAGAAACUAUGAUCAUACUAAUUCACAUUAUUAACAAGACAAAAUGACUCAUAAAUGCUAACCUUGUUAUUGGUCAAUGUAUUGAAAUGGCAAAAAUAUCAAAUUGUUGUUUUCUCUACUACAUGAUGUUCUAUUCUAACAUGUAUCUGCAGAAGGAGUUACUCAAUUGCUUGCAAAUAAAAAAUUCAAAUUUAAAAUUUGGGUAUCCUAGAUUGUACUUUUCUUGCACCUGGGACAGGGAUAUAUGAAUGAUACCUGUGCCAGUUUUGUCAGGGGUUUUAUUGGUUUUAGGAUAUUUAUUCUACACUGAUAUUUUGAAUUUGAAAUCUACACCUUUUUGAGCACGGAUUAUAUUGUUUACAUGAAAGCUUUUAAAUGUGGAUUUAGUGGUGCAGAUCAUAUUGAGGCCCAAGACAGGAUACCUGUUGUUUCCGAACUUAUGAGGUGCAAGAAAAAAUCAAUUAUCUGCAACUAAUUAGCAAGAUCAGGUUAUUCCAGAUAAAAAUCUGUAACAUCCCAUCAUUGGAUGGCACCUCUGUUGGGGUUAUAUUACAGAAUAUUGACUGAGCUCGCUCAUUUACAUGAGUUCUGUGAUUGAUAUUUAUUUGUCGAUAUAUAUCAUUAUCAUGUAUGACAUUGUGUUAUGGUAGAAAUCAUUGUCUCCAUCAAUCAUGCCCAUUGAUUUGGAAGGUAGAUCAUGGUGCCACUUAGAUAACUAUAAUCAAAAUACCUGGCCCUGUAGACAGCAGUUAAUUACCUCCCCUUGUUUUAAUAGAUUUAUUGCUGUACUAGAUCAGUCAUGUGAUUAUCACAUGAUCAGAUGUUUUAACCCUUUCACCUCUAUGUAAUUUGAGUAGACUCUACCAUGCAUUUAUCUGGAUGAGUCCAUUAUGGUCUACAGUAGUAAAAGGGUUCUUAAUAGAAGAUCUAUUAUUGUACUGGAACAGUUAUCUUACAUUGUGAACUUUUGCUGGAUUACAAGUUUAUAUCCCUAUCAAUAUGUUAAUUUUUUUAUUUCUGAUUAUGUCAGUUACCUCCCCUUAUCAGGAGGGGACUUAGUGUUACAAUGGGUCAGUUUUGUAAGAUCACAUGUUUAAAUAGAAAUCAUAUUUCAGUACUACAGCAGUUAUGUCCUCUGAUUACAAGGUUAAAUAGAAAAAAAUAAUGCUGUAUUUGACAGGUAAUUAUAAGUCCAUUUAUCAGAAUGAUGCACUGCAUCUUCAAAUAAGUGAAAAUUAAAAAAUCAACUUUUAACAGAUGAUAAUUCAAUUUCAUAACAUUAUUUAAACAAUUUCUAUGUUCAAGCAGUAUCAGAACCCAUAGCAAUGAAUUGAUGUAUUUUUAGCUGAUAUCCGGAGAUAGCCAGAGUAAUUACCGUUCCUUUAAUUUAGUUGCUCGGGAUUUGCUGGUCUGCUUCCGUUUAUUGCAAUCCAAACAGUUGGACCAGUUGGACCAGAUUUAAUCAUUUAUGAAAUAAGGAGGAACCUAGUAAUUUGAUGUUGUUUUCUGACGAGCCUCAGCACUUUAUUCACAUUAAGACUUUCAAGGCCUGCAUUAACAUUUGCAGGUCGACUAGUUUUACUCCUAAAAUAGUACAUUUAAAAUAAACAUUCGACAAACCGGUUGGUCCGCAUAAACGAACAGAAAGAAAAUGUGAAGCCUCAAUAUGCUGUAGCUUUUAAAAAAAAAAACUAAAAACAAAAUAUGGAAAAUCGUGUCAAAAUUCUAGCUUCUAAGUUUUCCACAUCUGAUUUGACUCUCCAUUUAAGCUGACCAUUUUAAGUUUUGAUUAUAAUGCAAAUUUACAUUUCAUAAGGGGUCAUUAUUAAGGUCACUUUAAGUUAAUGUUUAUUAUGUUCUUUAGUCUGCAAGUGACUAUGUUGGUCUCAUAUAAUUUUCAUGAUACUCAUUGUGAUAGGCUUCAUGUGUUUAGUCUGUUAAAGUACUUUUUACUAAGUUCUGUUUAAUACACUACUUACUAGCUAUACAUAUACUGGAUGUUUUAAUUUAUAUUUGUUUAACAUCAUCUAGAAAGGUCUGUGAUAUUUACAUCGAAAUAUUAACCAAUUAAUAAAGAUUUAGAUUU
This is a messenger RNA of Mizuhopecten yessoensis (Yesso scallop), 5339 nucleotides long. RefSeq lists its product as uncharacterized. The annotation marks the transcript as partial. The record is from RefSeq and is a predicted model, not a curated record. NCBI's taxonomy places the organism in Eukaryota, Metazoa, Mollusca, Bivalvia, Pectinida, Pectinidae. The transcript is spliced from 12 exons.